This is a messenger RNA of Malassezia japonica, 4419 nucleotides long. RefSeq lists its product as uncharacterized. The record is from RefSeq and is a predicted model, not a curated record. The coding region runs from base 1 to 4419 and encodes 1472 amino acids. Lineage: Eukaryota; Fungi; Basidiomycota; Malasseziomycetes; Malasseziales; Malasseziaceae. Gene Ontology annotation, biological process: intracellular calcium ion homeostasis; transmembrane transport. Gene Ontology annotation, cellular component: membrane. Gene Ontology annotation, molecular function: P-type ion transporter activity; ATP binding; ATP hydrolysis activity. The transcript has a single exon.
AUGGACGACCGACCCGCGGAGCUGGCCGAGGCGCAGUACCAGGCGCCGUUUGCGAUGCCGCGCCGUGCGCGUGCCUCGAGUGCAGCAUCCUCGAUGUCGUUCUUUGACGAGCGUGAGCUGCAGGAGGCGCAGGAGUGGGCCUCGUCGCAGGAGCGGCCGGCCGGCGUCCCGAUGCGGCGGCGCCGGCGGGACUCGCAGGUGGGCAGCUAUGACGACCACAGUGCGAUCUUUGACGGCCCGGCCGCUGAAGGCGUGCCGAGCUCUGUGUCGAGUAUGCACCACGUCAUGGCGCGCCCGUCGUUCCAGACGUACUCGCGGCGGCAGCGCCGCGGCCGCGGCCGGCGUCGCCGGGACAGUGCUGCGCACUCGCGCGAGCCGUCGCCGACGAGCGAGCGUACCGGCUCGAACGCAUCGCACACGGCGAGUGCGAUCUCGUACCGCAAGCGCGCCUACCGUCCGCGGGACGAGGCGCAGGGCGAGCCGGCGCAGAAUGGCAUUAUCGGCUCCUUCUUUGCGACGAUCCGUGGCGAGGAAGAGCCGUGGGACGAGCAGGCGCUUACCGACGAGUACAGCGAGGAGCCGCGCAGCGACGACGACGAAGAGUACAGCGAGGGCGAGAGCGACCGCUCGUCGACCUCGUCGCGCCGCCGCGACUCGCCGAGCCGCAUGAUCCCCAACGUCUUUGGCACGUACGAGGAGCCGUUUGCCGAGCACGACGAGAACGAGGCGCCGUUCGACGAUCCCGCGCUCGGCGCCAAGCCGGUGCACCUCAAAGACUUUCCGGAUGCCGCGCCGCUCCUCGACGAGGGGCCGGCGCCGGUCGAGGACGAGGCGCAAAAGAGCGUGUGGCUCGACAAGUCCUGCCGCGACAAGCAGCAGAUCUACCUUGCGGACGAGGACACGCUCAUCCGCAUCACGGGCUACACCGUGCGCACCGACCGCAUGCUCCUCUACCACGUCGCGUGCGUGCUCACGCUCGGCAUCCUCGCGCUCCUUGUGCUCUGGUUCCCCAAGUGGCGCCUGCAGUACCUCUUGCGCGAGUGCGACUUUGCGCACGCCGAGUUUGUCGUGGUCGAGAACCAGUGGGGCGACCUCAGCCAGGAGUCGUUUAUGCUUGUGCCGUUUGCGCGCCCGCUCCGUGCGGUGUUCCCCGCCUCGUCGCGCGAUCCGCCGUGCACCCACGCGCAGUACCAGGCGAUGCUCCAGGACCCGCUUGAGGACGAGGGGGAUGCCGAAGAGGUCGUCGACCUGCGCAUGUUUGAGUACCGCUACACACGCUUCCUCCUGCACCCGCCCAGCGGGCGCUUCCGCACGAUCAAGGACUGGCGCGACACUGCGUGGACCUCGUCGGGGGCGAUGCAGAGGGGGCUGCGUGCCGACCUGGAGAAGGAGCGCGCGGCGGUCUUUGGCGCCAACGUGAUCGAGAUCACCGGCAAGACGACGUGGGAGCUGCUGGUAGGCGAGGUGCUGCAUCCCUUCUACAUCUUCCAGAUCGUCUCGAUUGCGCUCUGGAGCUUGGACGACUACUACUACUAUGCGUUCUGUAUCGCAGCCAUCUCUGUCGGGAGCAUCUUUUCGACGCUCGUCGAGACGAAAAAGACGAUCAAGCGCAUGCGCGAGAUGAACCGCUUCGUGUGCUACGUGCGCGUCCUGCGCGACGGGCAGUGGUCGAUGGUCGAGAGCAGCGAGCUGGUGCCGGGCGACGUGUAUGACGCGGCGGACGCCAACCUCUCUGUGCUCCCGGCGGACAGCGUGCUGCUCACUGGCGACGCGAUCGUCAACGAGAGCAUGCUCACCGGCGAGAGCGUGCCGAUCAGCAAGCAGCCGAUCACCGAGGCGGCCGUGCACACGCUGCAGACGACGCGCAGCGACCUCGCGACGCACCUCGCGCGCCACUUUCUCUUUGCCGGCACCAAGGUCAUCCGCAUCCGCCCGGUCGCCGGCGCGGAGGAGACGAGCGCCAAGGCGAUCGUCGUGCGCACCGGCUUCCAGACGACCAAGGGCUCGCUCGUGCGUGGCAUGCUCUUCCCGAAGCCGAUGGGCUUCAAGUUCUACCGCGACUCGUUCCGCUUCAUUGGCUUCCUUGCAUGCAUCGCCGCCGUGGGCCUCUGCCUGAACACGAUCAACUUUGUCAAGCUCGGCAUCGCGUGGAGCACGCUGCUCAUCCGCGUGCUCGAUCUCGUGACGGUCGUCGUGCCGCCUGCGCUGCCGGCGACGAUGAGCAUCGGCACGGCGUUUGCGAUUGUGCGCCUGCGCCGCCAGGGCGUGUUCUGCAUCUCGCCGACGCGCGUCAACAUGGGCGGCAAGGUGAAUGUCGUGUGCUUCGACAAGACCGGCACGCUCACCGAGGACGGCCUCGACGUGCUCGGCGUGCGCACCAUUGAUGCCGCGCACCAGUUUAGCGAGCUGCACCAGGCCACCGACGAGGUCCCGACGUCGGCCGCAAGCGACAGUCCGCUCGUCCUCCUCCAUGCGCUCACGACGUGCCACGCGCUAAAGGUGGUGAACGGCGAGGUGAUUGGCGACCCGCUCGACGUCAAGAUGUUUGAAUUUACCGGCUGGGCGAUUGACGAGGGCGACGACGUCCAGACCUCGAUCGACGCCGCGCCGAGCGGCGAGGAGCGCCCGCCUGCGCUCGUGCAGACGGUCGUGCGCCCGUCGGGCGGCCCCGCGUUCGAGGCGGGCGCGCUUCCCGACGCCGAGCCGUUCCUCGAGCUGGGUGUGAUCCGCACCUUUGACUUUGUCUCUUCGCUGCGCCGCAUGAGUGUGGUUGUAAAGCAGCUGCGCUCGCCCACGAUGGAGGUCUACGUCAAGGGCGCGCCGGAAGCGCUCGUCGACAUCUGCGACAAGUCGUCCCUCCCGGACGACUUUGACGAUCUCCUCUCGUACUAUACCCAGCACGGCUACCGCGUGAUCGCGUGCGCGGGCAAGUCGCUGCCGGGUCUCUCGUGGGUCGAGGCGCAGCGCAUGCCUCGCGAAAAGGCCGAGAGCGACCUGCAGUUCCUGGGCCUGAUCAUCUUUGAGAACAAGCUCAAGCCGGGCUCCGCGCCGGCCAUCGCGACGCUCCGCCACGCGAAUAUCGGCUGCAAGAUGGUGACGGGCGACAACCCGCGCACGGCCGUGAGUGUCGCGCGCGAGUGCGGCAUGCUGGGCCAGUCGACGACGACGUUCCUCGGCACCUUUGCGCGCGGCUCGCCCGAGCAGCCGAACGACGUCGUGCUCGACUGGACGAGCACCGACGACGAGCGUACGCAGCUCAACCCCGACACGCUCAAGCCGCGCGAUCUCGAUCCGAGCUCGACCGAGAUGGGCGACUUUAGCGUGCUCGACUACGAGCUCGUGGUCACCGGCGACGUUUUCCGGUGGAUGACCGACUAUGCGCCGAUCGAGAUUGUGCGCCGAAUGCUCAUCAAGGGCACCAUCUUUGCGCGCAUGUCGCCCGACGAGAAACACGACUUGGUCGACCGCCUCCAGGAGCUCGGCUACACGGUCGGCAUGUGCGGCGACGGUGCGAACGACUGCGGUGCGCUCAAGGCCGCCGAUAUUGGUAUCUCGCUCUCCGAGGCCGAGGCGUCGGUCGCCGCGCCCUUCACCUCGACGCGCCCCGACAUUUCGUGCGUGAUCGAGGUGAUCAAAGAGGGCCGUGCGGCGCUCGUCACAUCCUUCUCAUGCUUCAAGUACAUGGCGCUGUACAGUCUGAUCCAGUUCACCUCGAUCACGAUUCUGUACAACCUCGCAAGCAGUCUCGGCGACUUCCAGUUCCUGUACAUUGACCUGUUUAUCAUCCUUCCGGUCGCCGUGGCGAUGGCGCGCACGCUGCCCUACCCCACCCUACACGUCAAGCGGCCGACAGCGAACCUCGUCUCGAAAAAGGUGCUGCUGUCGAUGAUGGGGCAGGUCGUCAUCUGCUCGCUUGCGCAGGUCUUUACGUUCUGGCUCACGCGCCGCCAGGACUGGUACGAGCCCGCCCCGCUGAACCCCGACGAGCUGAACGUGGUCAAUGCAGAGAACUCGGCCAUCUUCCUCGUGUCCUCGUUCCAGUACAUCACGGUCGCGGCCGUGUUUAGCGUCGGGCCGCCGUUCCGCAAGCCGAUCUAUACAAACCCGAUGCUCCUUGCGUCGCUCACCGUGCUCGGCAUGCUCUCGACCUUUUUCCUCUUUGUCCAGUCGGGCUUCUUCUUUAAUCUGCUCGGCCUCGUGCCGUUCCCGAUGGCCUUCCACUGGGAGCUGUUUGCGAUCGUCGUCGUAAACACCAUUGCGUGCUUCGUCUUUGAGUCGUACUUUACGCAACCGCUCCUGCAAUUCAUCAAGUUUGUGCAGCGCAUUUCCCACCGCGGCCGCCACCACAAGUCGCGCAAACACAACCAGAAGACAUACAAGGCGGUCAUCUCCUCGCUCAAUGACCCGGCCGAGGCAUAG